Molecule: messenger RNA, 2181 nt
Organism: Aspergillus homomorphus CBS 101889
Lineage: Eukaryota; Fungi; Ascomycota; Eurotiomycetes; Eurotiales; Aspergillaceae
Exons: 4
Coding region: 84-2165 (693 amino acids)
Biological process (GO): negative regulation of transcription by RNA polymerase II
Cellular component (GO): Sin3-type complex
Molecular function (GO): histone deacetylase binding
Source: RefSeq, a predicted model, not a curated record
CAAACUCCAGGUUCGCUCUGGUCAAUUCUCUUCAUAUUACCUUCAUUUCAAGCACUCGACAAUCGUGAUUGCUGCGCAACAAGAUGGAAAUAGCUGAAAGUACGGAGCCCGCGACGGUGGAUGCGCCACCUGGGAUGGACUCCACCAUUACCAAUGGCGAACAGAAUCUUCUACUGGACGAUUCGAUCAUGGGUGACGACCGAUCGAGUAGUCUGAGCGAGAUUGAUGAUGUAUCCGAAAAUAUACCAUCUGAUUACGAGUCUCCUAAGCCCGAGAGGGUGGCACCGGAAAAUGACUCGGAGGCAGAAACAGAGCGCAUCGAGGAUUCCCCCAAUUUUCGUUCUAAAACAAACAUUGUCGUGAGCGCAGCUGGAUACGAGCCAAGUCCUAGCAAAUUGGCCCAGUCGACGACGUAUGAAGAUGUGGGGGAUGAAGAGGAGCAUGCCGCAGACGAUUCACCCAGCAAGCCUCGCGCCAGAAUUACCCGUAUCACUGAAGUGGUAGAGGAGACUUCUGGGCCAGAGGGCUCUACAAUAUCAUUAGAAGGUGCCGGGAAAAAACGUAAACGGCUGGAGUCGGGCGACGAGCUGGGCACAGAACUCGACGAAGAUGACCUGCCGUCACAGAAACGCCGCGGCUCAGUGAAGAGUGACCUUAGCGACCCGCCUCCGGACGAUAUUGUUUUAAGCCCUGAGCCCAUGGAGGAUCCUUCCAAACCUCUUGAAGAAGAUACCCCGGCAGAUGAGACCCCCGAGUUAAUGUCGCAUGCGGUCCCCACGAAAGGUAAGAGGGCGAAGAAGGGCAAGCGAAAAGGACGGAAAGCUAGAGACGCAGAUGACGAUCUGGAGAACGGCGCCGGUGAAAUGGGCGCAGAAGCUGAUGAUAAUCUUGGAGACGACGAUACUGCUGAGCGUGGUGAAGACGUGGAUGACGGUGAAGCCGCCGCCAAGAUGGAAGAGGAGUCAAAGCGAAUAGCUGCCAUGGAUUCCUUGGCAGUAUUAGAAAGAGAGUUUGCAACGUUACGCGACAAAAUAUACGACGAAAGGAUUUCCAAACUGAACCGGGAGCUGGAAAUGUUGAAUGGCCCGAGUCCCACGCACCCCGAGUUUCUACGGCAGCUCGAUUGCCUUGCCCGCUACAGAGACUCCAAGAUCAAAUACGAGCACACGCUAUUUCAAUACCGAAUACAGGCUCUACUCAACAAGAGCCUAGCUGAGCGAGCGCAAGCACAUAGUACAUACUUUCAGCGUGCUCGAGAUAUUCGCGAGAAACAUUCUAGCGCCAUCAGCAAACAGUUUUACUCUAUACAGCAUGAUCGUUUCAAGACCGACGACAUCAGUCCACAACAUUACAUUCCUUUCCCGACGCGUCGCUCACAGCAAAUUGCACACCAAGCCGCGUACAACCAUGAGGUUUCCAUCAUGGCUGGAGUCGCAAAAUAUGUUGGCUUCCCUGCGGCCCCUUCGCUGUCUGCGGCGCGACCUUCCGAGCUGGAAGAAGAUCUAGAGAAGAUGGGCAUAUCAAUCGAAACAAAGCCCCCGGUCACUCAACAGCAGUCUACGCUACCCCGGGGAAUUAUGCCAGCAAUGUCAUCGAGCGUCUUCCGUACAUCAGCAGAGGAGGCUUUCUUGGAGCAGACUCCAUGGGCCAACCCGCAACAUCCCAUUCAUCAAAAUCAACCAUUGUCACAGAGACCCCAAGCUCGAAUCUUUGAGAAUCCUCGAGCUCCCGCAUAUACCACUCCUGCUGCCCAAAAACGAGUGGUCGACAUCCACGCACCGAACGGCUCGGCCUCCACCAUCGCGGAGAAUUCAUCAGCCAAUAACACCCCGUUUGAUCAGGAACAGGCUCCUCCGAACCUUGGCCAUUUCGUCAAUCCCGAUUAUGAUGCAGAUCAGAGGUCUGGAUUUCGAUCUCUAAGCUCCUCCCCGCUUGACGUGCGGAAACCCCAUUCCGCCUCCUACAAUGCUUUCGACCAUCGUUCUCCGCAAGGUCCCUCUCAGCAUGCUGCUUACUCCCCCCCAUCGGCCCGCCUGGGCCUUUUCCAGUCGGCCACCUCAAAACGGGAACCUUCUCCUUCUCUCUCCACCCGACCUGUCAACUCCAUACAUCAACCGGCAGGCAUCCUGGGCGGCCCUGGCUCCAACCAGAUGAUCGCUCGAUAGAACAAUACCUGUACAC